This is a messenger RNA of Corylus avellana, 2496 nucleotides long. The record is from RefSeq and is a predicted model, not a curated record. NCBI's taxonomy places the organism in Eukaryota, Viridiplantae, Streptophyta, Magnoliopsida, Fagales, Betulaceae.
GUGUCAACCUACAUAACGUCUCCUUUACGUUUAAUAUCUCAAGACUUCCACCAAAAUUGGCCUACCCAGCGUGAAUACCAGCGCCAUCCUGUCCCUUCAGCCGCUCAGGACCACCGCUCGAUGCAAACAGCCUCGCCGGAAGUUGACAGCUACUCGCCGGCGCCUAGGAAAUUUGCCCGCGCCUUCCCCCACCUUUGGGUAUCGCUUUCCAGCGUCUACAGGACCGCGGAGGGGCCUCGCCGUAAUAUGGUUCUUCGUCGGAGCCACUGAUGGUUUGACAGCUUAUUGGGCUGGCUUGUUCAUCCCUGCAGAAGACUCUUUCAACCACCUGGGCACCCUAGUUAUCGGCUCUGGAUAAUAACCAAAGCACUCCUCCGUUGGAUUCACCGUCAACCCCAAUACCUCCGCAUAACUCCUCCUUCCCUUCACCUCCUUAUCCUUCUUACCCUCUCUGACCUCACGGAGAGAAGAAUUAGCCAGGCGCACUUCUCAAUGAACUCAUGCUUGCACAGACAUGUGUGCUUUACUCUUGCCCUUUUGAUUGUCCUGAAAAAUUAGUUCUUGGAAACCUAGAUUAUAUCUAAUUUUUGGCUAUGCUUUCCCCUUAAACAUUUUUAGAUUGUAACAUUUUGAAGAAGUCUAUGUACUUGAUUCAUCACAUACAACAAAUAAGCCGUUCUCAUUUAUUAAUUAGGUUCGUUAUUUUCUGUCGAAAUGGUCACGAGUAACUGUUGCUCUGGCAAUUAAUGUCGUAGUGUUGUCCUGAUUCAACAUUCUUCGCCAUGCAAUUAGUCUCAAAUGAUAGUCAUAGGGAAGAUAUUUCAGAAACUGAACCCAUCCUAAGUCGACCCGGGGAUUUGCAAAGAUCUGAAGAAUCUUCUUCAUCUUCAUUGUCAUGUGAGAUUACAACUGUGGGAGGGGAUUUUUCUGUCUUUAAUGACGAUUCACAAAAUCUUCAUCUUGAUGAAAGUCGCCAUCUGGGGAAUACAGACCAACCACAAUGCCGCAUAUGCCUUGAUAGUGGAGGAGAAGACUUAAUUGCACCAUGCCAUUGCAAAGGCACCCAGAAGUAUGUCCAUAGAUCUUGUCUUGAUAAUUGGAGGUCAACUAAGGAGGGCUUUGCUUUUGCUCACUGUACAGAGUGCAGGGCCAUGUUCAUAUUACGUGCAAAUGUCCCACCUGAUCGCUGGUGGUUGAGAUUGAAAUUCCAGUUUCUUGUUGCUAGGGAUCAUGCAUUCAUUUUUAUAAUCGUACAGCUGGAAAGUCCAUUUGGUUUUUUUGGGGGUUUGAUAUGCGCUGCAGUUGCUAUGGACAUAUGGCAAAUAGAUAUUCUGAUUGUGGCAUUCUUGGGGGUGCUUGUAUACAAAUUUUAUGGAGACGAACUAAGAGAAAUGUUUGGAUAUGAAGAACAUCCAUAUGGGUUUUAUACAAUGGCUGUUUUAGCUAUCGUUUUGGUUGGUUUGCUCUAUGGUUUCUUCAUAGCCAUAAUAUGUGGACAGAGGAUCAAUGAACGCCAUUACCAUGUUCUUGCCAAACAAGAACUAACAAAGGAGUAUGUGGUAGAAGACCGAGAAGAUAAUAAGAAUGUCCCCGAACUUGAUCCCAGCCAUGUGACAGAGCUCAGGAUGUUGGGCCUCUACUAAUUUGGAAGUCAAUAUGUCCGUUAAAUUUUCUGGGUUUGCUCUUCUAGGGCUGGGGAUACUUUAGAGUGAAAGCCUACAUUUUCUUGUUGGAGCUCAUGUGUUAACCUGAUACCACCUCCUAGACGGUUCUCUUACUUUUUGCGUGCACUAUUUGCCGCAUGCUCUCCAUGAAUAUAGUCUCUGCAAUCUUGUCAUUUUUUUCAGUUCGUGGUUUGCUUGUUGCUUGCUGGUGUCAUAUCAGAUGUGGCAUGUGAAUAUUGAAGCAGGGAAUUCAUCUUCUCUCCUUGCUUAAGUAUUUUGAUACGAUUAUCAACAUUACCCUUCAUGUCGAACUGCACAGCCGUAAAGAGUAUGCAGCUCGCUCCAAAACUUCUUAUACCUUUUCAGGAGGAAAAUGGAAAAAAACGCGAUCUUGAUGAGUUUUCGUAGGCCAAACACGUUAGCAAGGGGAAUGAUAAGAUACGCUAUCCAGUGCAACUGCUCGGGCAGGUGAGUUCUAUAAGGAUCCUCUCACAAUUGUGUGCUCAAAUUGCAAGCAAUACGGGAUAGGCAAUUGCAUUGGAUCUCAAUCCAAGUUCUGAAAACUUGUUUCCACACAUUCUCUUUCUCCAUAGCUCCUCUUUGCCGUCUCUUUAUUUAUUUAGUAGCUACUUAGAUUAUAUGAAAAUAUAAGGAAAAUUCUGUAAAUUUUUCGUACGAGUCAAACUUUAGAAAUUUUCAUCCGAAAACAUUUUAUGCUAAAACAAACUUGGCCUAAAGUAAGACAAACUUGUUCUUUGUUUUUGGGUAAGUGCUGCUUUAGAGUUCUAGUACAAUCACAAAGAGCACCUGGUCUUUUAAAUUUAAGAAGCUA